This is a messenger RNA of Aspergillus affinis, 639 nucleotides long. RefSeq names its product putative peptidyl-prolyl cis-trans isomerase (gene cyp5). Gene Ontology annotation, biological process: protein peptidyl-prolyl isomerization; protein folding. The record is from RefSeq and is a predicted model, not a curated record. The coding region runs from base 1 to 639 and encodes 212 amino acids. Gene Ontology annotation, cellular component: catalytic step 2 spliceosome. Lineage: Eukaryota; Fungi; Ascomycota; Eurotiomycetes; Eurotiales; Aspergillaceae. The transcript is spliced from 3 exons. Gene Ontology annotation, molecular function: peptidyl-prolyl cis-trans isomerase activity.
AUGUCUGUCACUCUUCACACCACACACGGCGACGUGAAAGUCGAGCUUUUCUGCGAAGCAGUACCCAAAACGACAGAGAACUUCAUCGCCCUCUGCGCCAGCGGCGCAUACAACGACACACCAUUCCACCGGAUGAUGCCCGGCUUCAUGAUCCAAGGCGGCGACAUAUCCCUCGGACCCGCGGGAUCCGCCACCUCCAACACUACCAAAACAAUGCUUCCUUUCGACGACAUCCCGAAAGGUGGAACGUCAAUCAACCACCCCGGCGCACUGAACCAAGAGAUCCACCUGCCAGCCCUGCGACACAACACGCGCGGUAUCCUCUCGAUGGCGUCGCGGCCCGUCAAGGACCGCACGGCGCCUGGAUCGCAGGGCGCGACGGGCGCGACGAUCAACGGCAGUCAGUUCUUCAUUACGUUUGGGGCCGCGCCGCAUCUGGAUGGCGCGAGUACGGUGUUCGGGAAGGUGUUGAACCUGACGGCGCAGGAUGAGGGCGGGGAUGUGUUGUCGAGCUUGGAGAAGGCGAAUGUCAAGAUCGACAAGAAGGGGCGGGUGGUGCAGCCAAAGGAAGGCGAGACGGAGUAUGAGCCGCUUCGGAUCAAUAGGGUGACGAUCCAUGCGAAUCCCUUUGCGAAGUGA